AUGGCAGAAGAAGUGAAGCUCUUCAGGAACUGGUCAAGUCCAUUUGCAUUGAGGAUUGUCUGGGCACUGAAGCUGAAGGGUAUAGAAUAUGAAACCAUACUUGAGGAUCUUCAAAACAAGAGCUCUCUUCUCCUCCAAUACAACCCUGUUCACAAAAAGGUCCCAGUACUCCUGCACAAUGGAAAGCCAAUCUUAGAAUCACUUGUAAUUCUUGAAUAUAUUGAAGAAACAUGGAAGCAACAUCCCUUGUUACCUGAAGAUCCUUUUGAGAAAGCCACUGCACGUUUCUGGGCAAGGUUUAAUGAUGAAGAGCUUUUGCCAUCAAUAAGGGAUGCUUCAACUAAACAAGGGAAAGAGCAAGAGGAAGCUAUUGUUCAAGUUGAGGAGAACCUGAAAUAUGUAGAAGAGAAGCUGAAGGGGAACGUAUUCUUUGGUGGAGAGACAAUCGGAUAUCUAGAUCUAGCAUUUGGCUGGUUAGCUAAUCUGGUCAGUGUCUUAGAAGAGGUAACUGGUCUCAGCUUAACAGCUUCGGGGAAAUUUCCAUUGUUGUCGGCAUGGAUGCAGAACUUUUCGGAUGCUCCAGUGAUCAAAGAAUGCUGGCCACCUAGAGACAAGUUAAUCAUCAAGUAUCAAGCCAUGAUUGAGAAAUACACCGCCGUGGCUGCACCUAAAUGA
Ilex paraguariensis (yerba mate) is the source of this 675-nucleotide messenger RNA. The record is from the annotation of a GenBank genome assembly. NCBI's taxonomy places the organism in Eukaryota, Viridiplantae, Streptophyta, Magnoliopsida, Aquifoliales, Aquifoliaceae.